Messenger RNA from Ficedula albicollis (Collared flycatcher), 3810 nucleotides. It is a transcript of the gene DCTN1, whose product is annotated as dynactin subunit 1. The record is from RefSeq and is a predicted model, not a curated record. The transcript has 29 exons. Lineage: Eukaryota; Metazoa; Chordata; Aves; Passeriformes; Muscicapidae. The coding region runs from base 18 to 3797 and encodes 1259 amino acids.
CCUCCAGCACGCCCAGGAUGAGCUCAGACGGCGGCAGCAAGCCCCUCAAGGUGGGCUCCCGUGUGGAGGUCAUCGGCAAGGGCCACCGAGGCACCGUGGCCUACCUGGGGGCCACCCUGUUUGCCACUGGCAAGUGGGUGGGGGUCAUCCUGGACGAGGCCAAGGGCAAGAACGAUGGCACGGUGCAGGGCAGGAAAUACUUCACCUGCGAGGAGAACCACGGCAUCUUCGUCAGGCAGUCCCAGAUCCAGGUGUUUGAGGAUGGAGCAGACACAACAUCCCCAGAAACGCCGGACUCUGCUGCCAUGAAGGUCCCUAAGAGAGAUUCCCUUGAUGCCACCAAGGCCAGCAAACUGCGCGGAGCCAAGCCCAAAAAGGCCCCGGCCACACGCAAGAGCACCGCCCGCCGACCCAAGCCCACCCGGACCCCCACAUCAUCGGCGUCCGGGGGCACGGCCGGACCCUCGGGCUCGGCCUCGGCGUCCGGCGGGGAGAUGAGCAGCAGCGAGCCUGGCACACCUGCCCAGACCCCGCUGGUGGCCCCCGUCAUCCCAACCCCCUCCCUCGGCUCCCCGGGGGCACCCCCGGUCCCCUCGCCCACCAAGGAGGAGGAGAAUCUCCGUGCUCAGGUCAGGGACCUUGAGGAGAAGCUGGAGACGCUGAAAAUCAAGAGGAAUGAGGACAAGGCAAAGCUCAAGGAGCUGGAGAAGUACAAGAUCCAGCUGGAGCAGGUGCAGGAAUGGAAGAGCAAAAUGCAGGAGCAGCAGGCUGAGCUCCAGAAGCGCCUGAAGGAGGCCAAGAAGGAAGCCAAGGAUGCCCUGGAAGCCAAGGAAAGGUACAUGGAGGAGAUGGCAGACACGGCUGAUGCCAUCGAGAUGGCCACGCUGGACAAGGAGAUGGCUGAGGAGCGGGCAGAGUCCCUGCAGCAGGAGGUGGAUUCCCUCAAGGAGAAGGUGGAAUACCUCACCAUGGACCUGGAGAUCCUCAAGCACGAGAUUGAGGAGAAAGGCUCUGAUGGAGCAGCAUCCAGCUACCAGGUCAAACAGCUGGAGGAGCAGAACGCCAGGCUCAAGGAGGCUCUUGUCAGGAUGAGGGAUUUGUCUGCCUCAGAGAAGCAGGAGCACGUGAAGCUCCAGAAGCAGAUGGAGAAGAAGAACACGGAGCUGGAGUCGCUGCGGCAGCAGCGGGAGAAGCUGCAGGAGGAGGUGAAGCAGGCAGAGAAGACGGUGGAUGAGCUCAAGGAGCAGGUGAGGGACAGGUGGGAUGGGAUGUUUGGGACUAUUCAUGGACAGUUGGGGCAGUGUGGGGACAUUUGGGGCGUUGAGAGCCACGUGAUCCCACACUGCCUGGGCAGGGAAGGGAGCUGGGGAACGAGCCUGUGGAUAUUCCUGAACUGGAACACUCUUGCUGCCACUCCCUCCCCUCCACCUUCACUGGGUGUUGCACCAAGGAGGAGGUGCUGGGAGCUUUGGGGAGGGGAUGCUGAGGCUGUGGGGUCCCUGAUCUGCAUGUCCCCGUGUCCCCUCUGCUGUGGCCAGGACGUGAACCGGGAGCUGAUGAGCCAGCAGGAGGCGUCCGCGGAGAAGCAGCAGCAGCCGCCCCCCGAGAUGUUCGACUUCAAGAUCAAAUUUGCAGAGACAAAAGCCCACGCCAAGGCCAUAGAGAUGGAGCUGAGGCAGAUGGAGGUGCAGCAGGCCAAUCGCCACGUGUCCCUCCUCACCUCCUUCAUGCCCGACAGCUUCCUGCGCCACGGCGGCGACCACGACUGCGUGCUGGUGCUGCUGCUCAUCCCGCGCCUCAUCUGCAAGGCCGAGCUGAUCAGCAAACAGGCGCAGGAGAGGUUCGAGCUGAGCGAGAGCUGCGCCGAGCGGGCGGGGCUGCGCGGAGCCCCCGGGGAGCAGCUCAGCUUCGCCGCCGGCCUCGUCUAUUCGCUGAGCCUGCUGCAAGCCACGCUGCACAAAUACGAGCAGGCCCUGAACCGCUGCAGUGUGGAGGUGUACAAGAAGGUGGGGACCCUGUACCCCGAGAUGAGCGUCCACGAGCGCUCCCUGGACUUCCUGAUCGAGCUGCUGCACAAGGACCAGCUGGACGAGACUGUCAACGUGGAGCCGCUCACCAAAGCCAUCAAGUACUACCAGCACCUGUACAGCAUCCACCUGGCUGACCAGGCUGAGGACUGCACCCUGCAGCUGGCUGACCACAUCAAGUUCACCCAGAGUGCCUUGGACUGCAUGGGGGUGGAGGUGUGCCGGCUGCGGGCCUUCCUCCAGGCCGGGCAGGAGGCGGCAGACCUGGCCAUCCUGCUCAAGGACCUGGAGACGUCCUGCAGCGACAUCCGCCAGUUCUGCAAGAAGAUCCGGCGCCGCAUGCCGGGCACGGACGCGCCGGGAAUCCCUGCGGCCCUGGGCUUCGGAGCGCAGGUGUCGGACACGCUGCUGGAGUGCCGGAAGCACCUGACCUGGGUGGUGGCCGUGCUGCAGGAGGUGGCGGCGGCCGGGGCGCAGCUGAUCGCGCCGCUGGCCGAGAACGAGGGGCUGCCGGCCCCACGCCUCGAGGAGCUGGCCUUCAAAGUCAGCGAGCAGAUUUACGGCUCCCAGGGCAUCAGUCCCUACGAGUGCCUGCGCCAGUCCUGCAGCAUCCUGAUGGCCACCAUGAACAAGAUGGCCACGGCCAUGCAGGAGGGCGAGUACGACGCCGACCGCCCGCAGAGCAAGCCCACGCCGCCGGCGGAGCUGCGGGCGGCCGCGCUGCGGGCGGAGAUCACGGAUGCUGAGGGGCUGGGGCUGAAGCUGGAGGACAGGGAGACGGUCAUCAAGGAGCUGAAGAAGUCCCUCAAGAUCAAGGGCGAGGAGCUCAGCGAGGCCAACGUGCGGCUCAGCCUCCUGGAGAAGAAGCUGGACAGCGCCUCCAAGGACGCGGAUGACCGCGUGGAAAAGAUCCAGACCAAGCUGGACGAGACCCAGACUCUGCUCAAAAAGAAGGAGAAGGAGUUUGAGGAGACCAUGGACGCUCUCCAGGCUGACAUUGACCAGCUGGAGUCGGAGAAGGUGGAGCUGAAGCAGCGCCUCAACAACCAGUCCAAGAGGACGAUCGAGGGGCUGCGGGGGGCCCCGCCCUCGGGCGUGGCCUCCAUCGUGUCCGGCAUCGCCGGAGAGGAACAGCAGCGAGGUGUUGGUGCCGGGCAGGUGCCAGGAGGUGGCUCUGGACCCGUCCAGGUGAAGGAUUCUCCUCUCCUGCUGCAGCAGAUCGACGCCCUGCAGCUCUCCCUGAAACACCUCAAGAACGAGAACAACCUGCUCAAGGGUGCCCAGAUGAAGCUGGAGCUGGCCAGCCUGGCCCCCCUGCAGGUGCCCCGGGUGGCGGUGGCGCGGGAGCGCGCGGGCGAGGCGCUGCCCACGCAGAGCCUGUACCGCAAAACCACCCAGCUGCUGGAGACCCUCUACCAGCUCAGUGCCAACGCCAAGGUGCUGGACGUGAGGCAGAGCAAGUCCACGAGGAGCUCCUCGGCGCGGCUGCUGGAGCAGACAGCCCGGCUCUGCGCCCUCAAGAACUCCAUCGACGCCCUCAAGGACGACACGCUGAGGGAGAUGGUUCAGCAGCAGCCGGGCGCCGGCGUCUCCACCACCUUCGGCACCUUCCCGUCCUCUUCCUUCCUGAAGGCCAAGCAGGAGCAGGCGCGGGGCGCGGCGCUGUGCGGGCGGGUGACGAUCCCGUGCGCCCCGGGGCACGGCCAGGCGCACCGCGUGCUGCUCACCCCCGACCUGCUGCAGCACCUCCGGCAGCACUUCGUCGCCUGAGCCGCCCCCGAGG